UAUAAAUACUUUCUACUGCCCUAAUAACAGCCACCCUAGUCUAAGUACCUGAAAUCAGUGGAACAUCCGAAAGCAAACAGAUAUAGAACAUUUUGUCUGCAAAUGUGAGGUUUUGUUCCUAAAUUUAAGUUGAGUAAAAGAGUGCUACAAAAACUAAUUUUGCUAUAAGAGCAAGAAUGAAGACAUCUCAGGGUCAACAUCUUUGGUGGGUGAUCUUCAUUGCACUUGUUGUUGCUGAAGUACUACCAUUGACAGCUCAAGAUUUGAUGACAUCUAAUCAGUGUUUUGGAAUAUCCAGAGGUAAACAGUUUACCAUAGCAUUCAUGGAAAACACAAGCCAAUUUUCUGCAAGUAGACAACUCUUCAUUUUAGUGGUAGCGUUUAGUGACCAACAAACUGAAGUCACCAUUAGCAGCAAGCACAAAGUAGCUGGCAAGCCAUUACAAGAGACUUUCUUGAUUGAGGCCCGUAGUUUUAAGCGAACAACCAUUCCUUCUGCAUAUAUGAUGUCUGGUACAGAGAGAAGCUUAAAAGCAAUCAAGGUUUCAGCAUCUAGCGACGUGUCCGUCUACGGUCUUAUGUAUCAAGAUUUUACAACGGACGGCUUUCUCGGCAUACCAAUAACCAAUCUCGGUUCUCAGUACGUAGUGGUGACGUUUCAAAAGCGAGCUAGCGCAUCACAAUUUGCAGUAAUUGGGACUGAGGAUUCUACAACAGUUCAUGUUACCUUACGCGACACCGUUUCAUUUGAAGGUCAAAACUACAAUCAAGAUGACGUGUUGACGAUUAUGGUGAAUGACUCACAAGUGGUUCAGAUCCAGAGUACAAAUGACCUAUCCGGGAGCAUUGUUCAAAGUGACAAAUCUGUGGCAGUAUUUAGCGGCAACGAGUGCGUAAAUGUACCAGGUUCAACCUGUGACACACUGACAGAGCAGUUGGUACCCAUCAAUAGUUGGGGACAGAAACACAUAUACACUGCAUCUCAAAACAGCGACGACAAUAUUUAUCGAAUUAUUGCCUUUUUCAGUGGUACAAUUGUUACCAUUCCUGGAUUUCCUAAUCAGAUUCUAAACUCAGCUGAAUUUUGGGAAGGACGUUUGUAUAGUUCAGGUCUCGUUUCAUCAAACAAACCUACACUGAUGGUGCAGCUGUUAGCAUCUGUUAACGGUGAAACAGUCGACCCUUCUUUGAUACAUAUUCCAGCAGAGGAACAAUUUGGAUAUGUGUUUGGGUUUACAACGCCCCCACAUUCGGGUGAGGACUCUGGAGGUUUCUUUAAUUUCAUUAACAUCGUCACCAAAACAGACGCUCGUCAGACAGUGCAUCUUAAUGGUUCCCCAAUCAAUGGUACAGAUAUUCGCGAAAGUAAUGUACCUGGUACAGCAUAUUCAUUAAUUACCAUACAGCUACCUAAAGGAGAAGGGGUUUAUUAUGUUGAACAAACUGAUCCACUUUCAUCACCAUUAUCCGUAAUUGUCUAUGGAUACGAAGAUGAUGAAUCAUAUGGGUAUGCAGCUGGGUUGUCUCUUCCAAACAAUGAACAACUCCUGAGUUUCACACCAUACUAUUUCCGAGAGAUGGGUGGAGAAACUCUUACAAUUACUGUGCCCUGUCUUGAAACCAACUCCAUAGCAUAUCAGAGUGCAAUGUGCAAAUUUGACACUGGUAUCGGAGAUGUACUUGUGCCUGGAGACCGCGUUGACCCAUAUAUUGUCAGCUGUAUCACUCCUACCUUCUACAAAAAUGGACUGACACACGUGUCUGUCUCACUUGAUGAUGGCAACACGUUCCCGUACUCUGGCAUUGUCUACGUAGCAUCGCAAGAAGACUUAGGGCCACUUCUGACUGUUAAACAGGAAAAUUGGGAAGAAAGAGGUGAGGUUAUUGAUCUCACAGUGCGCGAUCCCAUUAUUUUAUCAUGGGAUCCUGAAAUCAUGGGUAAAGACGUAACGGAAGUUGAUGUCAUGAUUCAAGACUCGGAUAUUAACAACAACGACUUUCCAGUUUUGAUGGAAGAUAUCACUCUUAUGAAAAAAGUCCCAAACACCGGUAGCGUCAUCAUCCCUACAGCUGUUCUAGCUUCACAUCUGGGUAAUGCAAUAAAAAGAGGAAAAGACUUGUCAAAUGUAGCAUUUCACAUAAAACGUGUCGUGAAAGCUGUCACUUCAUUUGUGAGUAAGGUGUAUUCGAAAAUAACCCUACUAAUCAAAUCAAGUCUUGAUAGUCUUUGUACAUAUUACACCAAGAUAUUGAGUGAUGUUCCAAAGGACGUUCCUGCCUGCCCAUGUACUUUAGCUCAGGCUAAUGCGAAUUCUGAAUUCGAAAUAUCAAAUUUUUGGAAUUCUUUCUUUCAUAAAGGGGCUGAGAACUGCAUCAGAUCAACAACAUCAACCCCAUCAGGCUCUGGCCAACAGUGCUGUUACGGAACAGAUGGCAACAUCUUAGUCGGCGGAUCUCAGGGUGGAGGAACUGCUGACAGAUACAGUCCAGUGGAUAACUUCUGGCGCCAUCAAAAGUAUGAUGUUCUACCGUAUAUUGCCUGCUGCAAAUUAUCAAAAAACUGCGAUAAAUACUAUAAAACCCGGCCUUCAGAUGAUUGCUCAGAUUAUGACCCACCUAGACCAGCAGGAGGUAUGGGAGACCCUCACGUAACAACUCUUGACGGCAAGAAAUUCACUUUCAAUGGAGCUGGGGAAUUCCUGAUGGCAUCUUCCAAAUUAUACAAUUUGAUCUUCCAAGCUCGUAUGGAGGUGUAUCUUGACACCCUGGCCACUGUUUACACAGCAUUUGUUAUCCAUACCAAUAACUCGGCGAAAGUCCAGGUGCAGAUGUCAAAUAUCAAUGAGAUAUUGGUUCUUGUCGAUGGUGAGCCUCUGCGUCUUGCUUCCAGUCCAGUUAAAGUUCAUUAUCUAAAUGGGGUGCGCGUCAGUGUGAACAAUGAUUUAUCUGAAAUUAGGGUUGUUUUUAAUGCUGGUAUUGCUGUUAUCAUCUACAUAAAAUCGGAAGUCAUAUCUUUUAUUGCUCAACUUGAUACAAGGUUCAAUGGUCAAAUCGAAGGACUUCUUGGUAAUCUGAAUGGAGAACCGCACGAUGAUCUUCAGUUUCCAAAUGGUACCAUCAUGAACAAUAAUUCUUCUCUACAGAAACUCCAUGAAUACGGUCUAGAAUGGCUUGUGACUGCAGACGACUCCAUCUUCACAUAUAUAUCACCUUAUGACUACACUACGUACCAUUUUCCGGAAUUUACUCCAACUUUCGACAUCCCUGAUCUUGAUGUUGUUAGUCAGGAAAUCAAAGAUUUGUGUGGCGAUUCCUUUGAAUGCCUGUUUGACGCAGUGACGACCGGCAGCCUGACAUUCGCAAACAAUACCCGAGUGGUGUUAGCUACCCUUGAUAUCAUUCAAAAAUCCUCUGUCAAAAUUAUUAGCUGUGGUUUUCCGGGAGAUGUAGAGAACGGUCAAAUGUUUGGACAUGUGUAUCUGGUGAACUCAACCGUGGAGGUCUCUUGUGAGGCUGGUUACGUCUUAGAAGGCUCCUCUAGCCUAACCUGCCAUGAGGAUGGCCGUUGGUCCACUGAUCUUCCUCGAUGUGAAAGCUCUGGUAAAGGCUUAACAAUUAUAUUGGCAAUUGUUAUCAGCACAUUGAUAAUUCUUGCUGCUGCUUGUGUUGCAAUUGUCAUUUGCUUGAGGAAAAAAUAGCCUUGUGGCUUCAGGCCAACCAGCUCGCAAAAUAUGAGCCACUAGUUGUAAGUUUUUUUUAAAUUUUUUUUUAUUUCUUCAUAUCACAUUUAAAAAACAUACAGAUAUAAUAAAGGUUAAAGGAAUGCACGUUAAUGCUUAAACCAAGAACAUAUUUGAAAAAUAAUACUGUAACAAUUUAAAGUAAGUUAAAAAAUUUGGAUCAUUCUGCAUCGAAAGUUAUAUGCUUUUCACUUAUCUUAAAACACUUAGGCCUAAAUCAUUUUAAGGUACAAAUUUAGUGCUCUG
This is a messenger RNA of Anneissia japonica, 3986 nucleotides long. Its product is annotated as sushi domain-containing protein 2-like. NCBI's taxonomy places the organism in Eukaryota, Metazoa, Echinodermata, Crinoidea, Comatulida, Comatulidae. Bases 177 to 3698 code for a protein of 1173 amino acids. The transcript has 2 exons. The record is from RefSeq and is a predicted model, not a curated record.